AUGAGUGAUAAAAAUUUUUAGAGAGAUGAUUAUUUACUUUUAGCGUAGUUAGCUCAGUAAACAGAGAGAUUCAACGAGAUGGUAGAAUUUGUUGGAAAGUUCAUUUAAUAAAAUGGAUAGUUAACAUAAGAAGAAAGAGCUAUUGUUUCAGCAGCAUAUAAAAAUUUAGUUGGAAAUAAAAGAGCAGAUUUAAGAGUGUUAACUGCUAUUGAAUAAAAAGAGUCUCGCAAAUAGCAAUCUUAAGAAGUUACCAACAAUCUAUAAUACAUAAGAAAUUACAAGCAAAAGAUAGAAAAAGAAUUACGUUUAUAUUGUUCUGACAUAAUAAACACUUUAGAUAAUACUCUUAUUCCUAAAUCCUAGGAUGAUGAAUUUGCUUGUUUCUAUUAUAAAAUGAAAGGCGAUUAUAACAGAUAUCUAGCAGAGUUUUUAGUUGAUGAUGAAUAUAAUAAAGCAGUAGAAUCUUGUUAAAAUGCCUACAAAGAUGCAAAUAAUAAAGCUUAAUCCUUAGAUCCAACCAAUCCCAUCAAAUUAGGUUUAUUACUGAACUAAUCAGUAUUUUAUUAUGAAAUAUUGUAAAAAACUGAAAAAGAUGGAUUAGCAGUCAAAACAGCUUAGGAGGCUUAUUAAAAUGCAAUAGCAAAUAUAGAUAAAAUAAAGGACGAGCAUUAUAAAGAUACAGCCUUAAUUAUGCAACUAUUACAAGACAAUAUAACUCUAUGGUCUACAGAAUCAUAAAUAGAUGAUUAAUAAAAUAUUGAAUGA
Messenger RNA from Tetrahymena thermophila SB210, 765 nucleotides. Its product is annotated as 14-3-3 family protein 14-3-3 beta/zeta. NCBI's taxonomy places the organism in Eukaryota, Ciliophora, Oligohymenophorea, Hymenostomatida, Tetrahymenidae. The record is from RefSeq and is a predicted model, not a curated record. Gene Ontology annotation, cellular component: cytoplasm. The transcript is spliced from 2 exons. Gene Ontology annotation, biological process: signal transduction.